This is a messenger RNA of Drosophila persimilis, 1712 nucleotides long. RefSeq names its product homeotic protein ocelliless (gene Drgx). Gene Ontology annotation, biological process: regulation of transcription by RNA polymerase II. The record is from RefSeq and is a predicted model, not a curated record. The transcript has 8 exons. The coding region runs from base 9 to 1712 and encodes 567 amino acids. Lineage: Eukaryota; Metazoa; Arthropoda; Insecta; Diptera; Drosophilidae. Gene Ontology annotation, molecular function: RNA polymerase II transcription regulatory region sequence-specific DNA binding; DNA-binding transcription factor activity, RNA polymerase II-specific.
GCAGAGGAAUGUUUUGCUAUCAGUGCCCGCCCGCCCUCCAUCCCUGCGGACCGCAUCCGCCGCGCCUGCCAACGCUCGACUAUCCCUUUGCCGCCACCCAUCCAUACACCAGCUACUCGUAUCAUCCGGCCAUACACGAUGAGACCUUUGUCCGGCGGAAGCAGCGACGGAAUCGCACCACUUUCACACUGCAACAGCUGGAGGAGCUGGAGACGGCAUUUGCCCAGACCCACUAUCCGGAUGUGUUUACGCGCGAGGAUCUGGCCAUGAAAAUCAACCUCACAGAGGCACGUGUUCAGGUCUGGUUCCAGAAUCGUCGGGCCAAAUGGCGCAAGGCGGAGCGGCUAAAGGACGAACAGCGCAAGCGGGAAAAUGGCGAGAGCAGCAGCUCAUUGGAUAAGCUUCACGACUCACGCGAAUCCUCGCCAGACAUCACCGGCGAAAUAGAUGACGACAUGGACGAGAUGCCGCGUCAGCGCUCCCACAGUCCCAUGGCCAACGGCCCCAUGGAGCAGCAGCAGCACUCCCACUCGCACUCGCACUCCCACAGUCCUGGCGGCAACCUGCACCUGGACUCCAGCGACAACGAGCGUCCUUUGUCCUCCAAUCAGUUGACUGCCACUCCGCACUCUGCCUCCCAGUCGCUGGGCUCCAUCAGUGCCGGCUCCCCAUCGCCGGGCAUGCGUGAGCACACGCCGCUGGCCAGCGGCCAGGCACCCAGCAGCCCCUCGAACUCACGCAACACCGACUCGCCCAUCGAGGUGGGCGGACCCAUGUCGCUGACCACCGGCUCCCGGAUGGGCCAACACUCCUCGAACAACUCGGCCUCGUCGACGCCAACGCCCACGACGCCGCAUGCCCCACAGAUGCCUCACACUUCGGCUGCAGCGGCGGCGGCCUUUGGUAGCCAUAUCUUUGGCAGCUUUGGUGCUGGAAGCUCAAGCGAUAACAAUUGCGGCUUUCGUCCGGUGCUGAGUGAACAGAGCGCCGUGGCAGCAGCGGCUGCAGCGGCGGCAGCACAACGUGGCACGAACCACCAUCCACCGCUCUUCCUGCCGCCCCAUCUGGCGGCGCAGUUCUCGCAUCAGCCGCUCUUUCCGGGCCUCAAAGGUUGCUCGCCCUUCCAGAGCCUGUGCUCUUGCUGCUCUCUGAAGCCGCCACCGUUGCCGCCCUCCUCCUCCUCGGGGGUGGCACCCUCGAUGAGUGUCCCUGUGAGCAGCAGCUCGGCGGCCAGCUCCCCGGAAUCGCCCAAGUCCAGCCAGGGAUCGGGGGGCCAUGAUCCACGCUCCAACUCCGUGGCAGAGCUGCGGCGCAAGGCACAGGAGCACUCGGCGGCACUGCUGCAGUCGUUGCAUGCCGCCGCAGCUGCGGGUCUGGCCUUUCCGGGCCUUCAUUUGCCACCACUCUCCUUUGCCCAUCAUCCGGCCUUGGGACAGCACUCGCACUCCCACUCGCACUCGCACUCCCAUUCCGUGAAUCACAACAACAACACGUUGAGGAUGAAGCACGAGGCCCAGGACAUGACCAUGAACGGCAUGGUGGCAAGUGGGGCAGCAGGAGGAGGACAAGGAUCAGCCCUUAGCUCAUCCGCUGCGCUCUUGGAUCUGGCCGAAUCGGCACAGCCAGCAUCAGUGGGAGUGGCCGGUGGGGCAGGUUCCCCAGGAUCCGGAUCAGGAUCAGGAGGGGCUUCUGUGAAUGCCAAGAGUGAAUAA